AUGAGCAACAUCAAAUCCAAAGAUCUAAGCUACGACAAAUCAGCGUCCCAACCAGCUUUCCUCCAACGCCUCAGAGACCAAAACAGCGCAAUCACCGCCUCAGGCCGUCAAGAACAACCCAUCGCUCGCGCUCAACGAGCAAAGAAAGCUGGCGAUGAUGACGACGACGCACCGACCUAUGUUGUAGAAGGAAGCUCCGAGACAUUGACCAAAGCGGAGUAUGAGAAAUUGACCUCUGGCGAUGGAGAUGUAGAAGCAGGUGUCAAAUCAAAAUUCGGGGAUGUCAAGGAUAUGGUGACGGGAGAAUUGACGGGGGAUUCACCAAAGGCUUCGGGUGCUUUGCCAGAGGAGGAUGAUGUGCCGGUUCGUACAUCUGCAACAAUCGAUGCAGGAAAGGCGACCAAGAAACGUAAAGUGGCCAAAGUUAGACGAGACAAAAGGCGAGAGCAAACCCAAAAAGCCCAAGAAAAAGGGCAAGCCGAUCAAACUCUCCUUCGGCGAUGA
Messenger RNA from Aureobasidium pullulans EXF-150, 504 nucleotides. RefSeq lists its product as uncharacterized. The transcript is spliced from 2 exons. The record is from RefSeq and is a predicted model, not a curated record. Lineage: Eukaryota; Fungi; Ascomycota; Dothideomycetes; Dothideales; Saccotheciaceae. Bases 1 to 504 code for a protein of 167 amino acids.